Etheostoma spectabile (orangethroat darter) is the source of this 3319-nucleotide messenger RNA. Its product is annotated as guanine nucleotide-binding protein subunit alpha-11. The coding region runs from base 308 to 1417 and encodes 369 amino acids. Gene Ontology annotation, cellular component: heterotrimeric G-protein complex; cytoplasm. Gene Ontology annotation, molecular function: GTPase activity; G protein-coupled receptor binding; guanyl nucleotide binding. The transcript has 8 exons. NCBI's taxonomy places the organism in Eukaryota, Metazoa, Chordata, Actinopteri, Perciformes, Percidae. Gene Ontology annotation, biological process: adenylate cyclase-modulating G protein-coupled receptor signaling pathway; phospholipase C-activating dopamine receptor signaling pathway. The record is from RefSeq and is a predicted model, not a curated record.
CGCAUUCCUGUUAGAGUUUCCAGCGGCCCACAAGCUGCACAUUCCUCUGAAGGCUCGGACGGUGGACUUCACCGAGCGGCAGGUUGUUUGGUGUGGGCUGAAAAAGAAGAACCUUUAACUCCGUGUCAGCAGGAGAGCGCCGCCGCUCGCGCUCUUCGGCGACAGUAGCUGCUGACUGCAGGUGGAAGUGGACCCGGGACACGGUGGGAAAUGGACCGCGGGAAGCAAUCAGAGUGUGUAACGUUACCUGCUCGUUUUCAGGGAGUGUGACGGACUGACUGGGAGUUUUGUUUCAGUGGUUUUGGCCAUGGCGGGCUGCAGGCAGUGGUGCCACCGCAUGUGUGUGUGCUGUCUAUCCGAGGAGGAGAAGACGACCAUCGCUGUGGACAGAGAGAUCGAGAGGAUCCUCAAGCAGCAGAAGAAGAAGCAGAGAAGGGAAAUUAAAAUUCUCCUGCUGGGUACUGGGGAGAGCGGAAAAACCACCUUCAUCCGACAGAUGAGGAUCAUCCACGGACGAGGCUUCUCCGAGGAGGAGAGGAGGACCUUUGCCAAAUGCAUCUUCCAGAACAUCCUCACAGCCAUGAAGGCCAUGACAGGAGCCAUGGCCACACUCGGUAUCCCCUACUCCAACCCUCAGAAUGAGAUCUACGCCAAGUGGCUGCAGGACAUAAACACGGUGCAGAUCCGACAACUGGAGCACGGCUACGUUGACGCAAUCCGCCGCCUCUGGGCAGAUUCGGGCAUCCGGGUCUGUUACAGCCGCCGCUGCGAGUACCAGCUCCUGGACUCCACUGAGUACUACAUGAGCAACCUGGACCGCAUCUCCGCCCCAGACUACAUCCCCACAGAACAGGACGUGCUGCGAGUUCGAUUCCCCACCACGGGCAUCCACGACUACUCCUUCAUCAUCAAGACCAUCACACUAAGGAUUGUGGACGUGGGCGGUCAGAAGUCGGAGCGUCGGAAGUGGAUCCACUGUUUUGAAAACGUCACCUCCCUCAUCUUCCUGGCCUCCCUCAGCGAGUACGACCAGGUCCUGGAGGAGAGAGAGACCAUUAACCGUAUGGAUGAGAGUCUGGCUCUGUUCUACACCACCAUCCAUUCUCCUUGGUUCCUAAACACCUCCAUCAUCCUCUUCCUCAACAAGACUGACAUCCUGGCUGACAAAGUCCAGACCUCUGACCUGCAGAAAUACUUCCCCAGCUUCACGGGUAAGAGGUGUAACCCCGAAGACGCCAAAAACUACAUCCGAAAGUUGUACGAGCAGCAGGCCACCAACCGCGACAACAAGGACGAGUGGAAGACUCUCUACCCGCACUUCACCUGCGCGACAGACACCAGCAACAUACGCACGGUUUUUAGCGACGUCAAGGACACGGUGCUGCUCAAGUCUCUCAGGGACUACGGAGUCAUCUGAACAUUUACAGUGGUAAAAAACAGGAGGAAAACCGUGGUUCUAGACUCUCUUGGCACUAUUUACUUCUACUGAUGAAGGCCAAAAUGUUACUUCUUUUUCUACGUUCUUCUUAAACAUCAGACCAUCCUCCAUGCUUGUGUCCACCCGUCCUCCUCUUCUCCCUUAUCAGGUCUUAAUGAAGAAGCAAAGGGGAGAACAAUAGGGACAAGUUUGUUCUCCUAUCUCACCUAAACCACCCCACUCUCUUCCUCUUCUUUCUCUCAAGUAGAAAGCUUGAAGACGUUUAGAGAGAUUGGGAGACAACAAGACCUGACUUCUGAUACCCCCCCCCCCAGCCCCCCUCCCCUCCAUUUUGAGUGGCAGGGUGAUGCAGUGACUGAAUUAAACCAUAACUGAAUUGAUGCUAUGAAGUGUUGUGCUGCCAUUAACGGAGCUAUGACCUGUAGCAGUGCACGGCAGUUGAAUUCUCACAAUAUCACGCAAAAAUACAUCUCUCAGGCUUCACGUAAUGCGUCUGUGUCCGACCCACCAGCGGUUUGGACCAAUCCGCAUCCUGUGAGGAGCUACUGGCAGCUACGGCCGUGUGUUGUCACAGAUAUGGAACUAGAGAGUAUUUUUUCACUGAAGGCUUUUCUUGAUGGAAAUUAUCUUUUUCCCCUUCUACCGACUGGCUUAGGCAACAGUUAGAUAGAAUGAUUGUUCAUCCUAUCACCUGCCAUGUAUUCUUUUGAAAGUGUCCGCCCUUUUCCAAACAAUAGGCUGGUUCGAGAUGAACUGCACCUCGCUUGUAAAGAGGACGAGAGCAGGCGGCAGCAGCCGGGGGUGGUGACAAAAAGCUGCGGUAAAGUCAGACAGUUUCCAGCCGUUUCCAGCCGCCUUCAGGCUGAACAGGAAGUGACAGAAACACUGUGGCCAAUUCAGAGUUAAUAAAAUGUUAUCAGACCCAUAUAUCAGCUGCUACAGAGUCUCCAGUCGUUUUAAUGAUGACAGAGUAGCUCUCAAAAUGCUCUACAGGAGAUCUAUUGCUGACGUUAAUAAACAACAGACUGUAGAUGAUCCGUAAUCUGAACAGAUUUAGUCUCUCUGACUUCUAGACGUCACUAUUAGCCACACAACAUGUGUUCUGCACAGAAUAAGUCUUUAAAUCUGACAAAUAGCAGUUAAAAUCCCUCAGAUUCAAAAACAAUAAAAAGUUAUAUAAAACGUCAUCAUGUUGAGUCGAUUCUGAACCUAUCAGCUGUUAAAUCAGCUGAGAGGCCGGCGUUUCCCAGCAUGCUCUGGGUCCGCCUGGGUCUUACAGUCGGUGAAAAGCAACUGCGCUGCCUGCGUUUCAGAACUACGGCCGCCUUGCUCUCAUAAGAUUAUUGUUGCCCAUGUGUUCAUGACGUCAGAGCAAGUCGGACACAAAUCUAACCGGCAUGCAACGGGCGGCGAUCGAUUCUGCACGGACCUGGCUCAUCUCGAACGAGCCUAUUUACCAGUGGCGGCUCCUCCGAUGGUUAUGUGUAACAAACCAUCUAGCGCGUCAGGUUAGGGUACACCACCCUGUCACUCACAUAAACGCUUUAUUUUAAUCCAGUAGGUACAUUCAGGUUCAAACACCAACUGUAAACACAGAAACAGUUUCUAUUAAUGGCAAUACAGGAGUUAUAAUCUCCUGCUCCUUGUCUUUGCUUGUUUCACAAACACUGCACUCCUGUCAAAGGGUCAACAUCCCUAUUGAUUACAGUUAUCUCACACUGGCAAUAUUCCUAUCUGUCUCCAUUAAUUAUUGUGUGCAAAAAGAUUGUGUAACCACCCCCUUUUGAGUCCUUCUCACGUUGCUAUAACAGCAGUAUGUAAUGACAUCCUUACAUUCACCUCCAGUUAUUCAAGCGUUUGGCAGAUUAAUGUUAGAUGUUA